AAGCAGCUCCAUGGGAGCACCCGUGCCAGAAAGCAAGAGGGCGCCUUCCGGCUUCCUGCCCCCCUCCCAAUCCCUAAUGAGAACCUGACUUUUGGACUUGUUAUUUUGUGUUUCUUUCCCCCAGCCAGGGAAGCAACUUCAGACGAGCGGCUGCUAGCCACAGGGGGUGCCAUGCAAAGAGAGGAGCGUGCGGAUGUCAAGAUGGAGAAGCUGGAUCCGGAUGGACCACUAAAAGGAGCAAGGGACCCUAGCGCUGCCCCAGUAGGAACCAGCAGGGAGCUCCCAAAUGGGGUGGCUCCAAAGGAAAUUAAGCAGGAACCUGAGGAGGGGCUGCAGCAGCGGUGGGACUCCCAAUGGCAGGAGUUCCUGAAGACGGUGGAGUUCCCUCACUCAGGAUGGCGGAGCCCACUGAUGCCUCCGCCGCAGUCGUGGGAGGAUACAAAGUCUUUUCAGGAUUCCUUCAGGGAUGUGAGACGUGCCAGCCAGCAGCCUAGAGGAGAGCUUGAGACUAAGACCCCGUCAGGCCUCCACAAAGCACCCCGGAAGGCCUGGGGAAGCCCAGAUCCCCCUGUGACAGUGAAAGAAGAGAGGCUGAAGGAGGAGAAUGUUGGCCUGGAGGUGAACUGCCGGCGGUUCAGGCGCUUCUGCUACUGGGAGGCCAAAGGGCCCCAGGAUGUUUGCCAGCAACUCCAGGGACUCUGUUGUCAGUGGCUGGAACCAGAGAGACGGACCAAAGAAGAGAUCCUAGACUUGCUGGUCUUGGAGCAGUUCCUGAGCAUCUUGCCAGAGGAAAUGCAGAGCUGGGUGCGGGAAGGAGGGCCUGAGAGCUGCCUUCAGGCAGUGACCCUGGCUGAGGCGUUCUUGCGGAGGCUGGAGGAGGCAGAGAGACAAGGGAGGCAGGAGCUGGAGCCUUUUGAGGAGGUGGUUGUUCAUUCCCCUAAGGAAGAACAGGAUCUGUCGGAUGGUGAGGAGAUGCAGCUAUCUGGGGAGGCAAAGCACGAGGGCGAGGCAAGUGCCAGCUUGUUUGUAUGCGAUAGGCAGAUGAUUGAGAAUGAGGCAGAGAAUCUUCCUCCCAAGGAAUCUGAGCAUGUGGAAGACAGCAUGAAGCUGACAGAAUGGGCAGGAGGGAAACUUCAUCAGGAUUUUGCUUUUGUCCGAGACAGUGAGAAGGAAGGACAGAACCAUCCACCGGAGGGAGCCAGACCAGCGGAAGGCUGUGAACUCUCUUUGGAAAAGCCCCAGAGGACCCUCUUCCAUGUUCCUUUAGGGGAUGGAGCACCGGGAAGACAUCGGGGGUCAAAACAACCCCCAGAGAAUUCUCUAGGGAAGAUGCUGCAGAGGGAUUUUGACUGCAGGGAGGAAGAUGGCGGAAGCUUAAAUGAGCGCUCUUCCAGAGUGAAACUCCCCGAGCACGCGGCUGAGGGCAGGAAAAGCUUCAGUCCGAGUCCGGACCUUGGACUGCCUCCAAAGACUCAAUCCUACGAAUGCUCAUACUGUGGGAAAAGGUGGCCAUGCCAGUCUCAGCUGCGUAGGCAUGUGAAGAUCCAUACGGGGGAGAGGCCCCACAAGUGCACAGACUGCGGGAAAAGCUUCAGCACCAGCUCCAACCUCAGCCAACACAAAAGUGUACACACGGGUGAGAGGCCUUACAUUUGCAAAGACUGUGGAAAGAGUUACCGGCGCAGGGCCUCCUUGGUCCAGCACGAGAGGGAAACCUGUGGGAAGGGAAGUCAUUUGAACACUCCUGCGGUGGGCUAUGUUGUGUUGGGAAACUGCACUUUGUUGUGCGUGAAAAAACCAAUGGUGGGUGGGAGAAACCGUGUCAUUGCUCCAAAGGGGGGAGAUCUGUCCCUGGCCCCUCCUCCCCUAAAGGUCUUGACAGGGUACGCCCAGGAGAAAAGUAUGAGUGGCGGCGGGUACCAUUCGCAUCUUACAGCUUUGCGUAAUCCACAGGGGUUUAUCGAUCCCGUCGCCGUGCAGAAUCCGAUCGAGCUGUGCGUAAAACGGGCAGGUUCGGGGGGGCCCGCGGAAGCGCCAGGCGUUGUGUUUGAAAGCCCUCCGGUACUCCACCCGCAACGCCCCGAUUUUUGUCCAGCACUCCAGCGCCGAGCGCCUGUGGCCGCGGACGGCCAUUUGCUCCGCGAUCCUUUGGAAGCCGUCGACGACGAUCUUCCGACGGGAAGCGCCGAACGUUCCCAGAAGCUUCUCGUGCCAGAUCGAGAUCAAGUCCCCGGUCUCCCGGGGCGUCCAGGGCGCCCCAGCGCCUCCCGCUUGCAUGAUCGGAAAGGAAAAAGGAACUGGGCAGGCAGCGCGCGCCGGGAGCAUGAAGACAGCGCGGGAAUGAUCCUGGGAGCCUUUAGGAUUGGCUGCUUGUUUCCCGUCCUUGCUGAUUGGCCAAGAAAGAAAGACCUCUCUUCACUGAGAUCUUGUGGAAGCUUCCUUGGGAAAAAGUCCCUCACUGUGUUCUUUGUCAGUAAAGCACUCCAGCGCCGAGUGAUUGUGGCCCCGGAUGGCCAUUUGCUCCGCGACCCAGUGGAAGCCGGAUUUUUCCAGCAGCGUCUCCAACCAGACCGAGACGAAGGCCCUGGUCUCCCUUUCCGUCCAGGGCAUCUCCGCUGCGGCAGCCUCAGGAUCGGCUUCCGACUGCAUGGUCGAAAAAGGGACCGGCACGCGGCAGGCGCCCAGAAUCUUGAGAGCGCGGGCGUUCUGGUGCGCUCCGUCGAACAGAACGAGCCUGGGAGCGGCUAUGAUUGGGCGCUUGUUUCCCAAGGAGAAGUGGAUGUGCUGAAAGAAACAGAGGGGAAGUCUCAAGAGGAACAGCUGUGGAUUCAGGCACCAGGGCUGCAGGAGGGGAUGUCUGCUGACUUCUCCCCAUUAGACCUGAAACCUCCAGAGAGCCUGAAGAUGGAGUUCCCUGUGCAGAUCAAGCAGGAAGAUGACAGAGAAGCCAAUUUCUUAGGUUCCAGUGCUACUGGAAGUGAUUUCCCCAUAUUAGACCUGAAACCUCCAGAGAGCUUGAAGGUGGAGUUCCCUGUGGAGAUCAAACAGGAGGCUGAUGGAGAGGCCAGUUUCAUAGGUGAUGGAAAAGCAAAUGAGGAGAGCCAUCUGCUGACUAAACCCAACGGGGUAUCAGUUGCUGCGGCAGAAGGAAUUGCGUUACGUGGAGCAGAACUUCGUGGAAUACAGAGAAGUCAGCAGAAGCUGGGAAGCUGCGCCGAUGUCCGUCCAGUCACCACGCAAUCUCUCUUGAGAAAUGAAAGUUCAACUGAAGCACCUUCCUGUGGGAGCAAAACCGGGGACUCUCAAAGUGGAGGAAAUGUCAGGCAAAGCUCCACCUUUCUGAAGAUCAAGCCAGCCCGCAAAAAAAAGAAAGCCUUCUUAUGCACAGAGUGCGGGAAAGGCUUUGUUUCAAAUUCGGCUCUUUCUGACCAUCAGACCACCCAUACAGGCGAGAAGCCGCAUCAGUGUGCAGUUUGUGGGAAAGGCUUUGGAUAUAAAGCCCUUCUUAUGAGACAUGAGAUAUCCCAUGUGGAUGAAAAGCCAUACAAAUGUUUAAAGUGUGGGAAAACUUUUGGCACAAGUACCAUCCUCUCAGACCAUGUAAGAAUCCAUACAGGAGAGAAGCCAUACACUUGCGUAGAGUGUGGGAGAGACUUUACCAAGAGAAGCCAUCUUGUAAGCCAUCAGCGGAUUCAUACGGGAGAGAAACUCUAUCCAUGCUCAGAGUGUGAGAAAAGUUUCAGUUGUAGAUCCAACCUUACAAUCCACGAGAGGACUCAUACCGGAGAGAGACCGUACAAGUGCACCGAGUGCGGGAAAAGCUUCAGUCAGAGAUCGCAUCUUAGCACUCACAGGAGAAUCCACACCGGAGAGAGGCCGCACACCUGCCUGGAGUGCGGGAAGAACUUCCGCGAAAAGAAUGAUCUUGUUCUACACAAGAGAAUGCAUUCAGGCGAGAAACCCUACCGUUGCCCAGAAUGUGGGAAAUGCUUCAGACAGAGCUCCCAGUUGUAUGUACAUGAAAGAAUCCACACUGAAGAGAAACCAUACCGAUGCUCAGAGUGCGGCAAACAUUUUCGCUCUGAAGGCAGCCUUAAGGUGCACAUGAGAAACCAUGCUGGCGACAGACCAUAUGCCUGUUCGCUUUGUGAUAAAACCUACAGCAAGUCAGCCCACCUUGCCAGGCACAUGGAUACCCAUGCGGAGGAGAAGCCACAUGAAUGCCAGGAUUGUGGGAAAAGGUUCACGCAAAAAAGUGACCUUUCUCAACACAAAAGAAUCCAUACAGGCGAGAAACCAUUUGAAUGCACAGAUUGUGGGAAGAGCUAUCGUUGGGAAGGCAGCUAUAGAAUACACAAAAGAAUACACACGGGAGAGAGACCGUACAAGUGUUCAGACUGUGAGAAAUGCUUUAUAUCCAACCGGGCGCUAAAAACGCAUAAAGAGAUGCACAAAAUGGAGCAGUCGUAUAAACCCUCCGAUUGUACAUGAAGAGGUGAUGAGGAAUCCCAGCGGCUGAGGCACCCGAAAACCGACGUAGCUGAGAAAUCCUACAAGUGUCUGGGCUCUGAAGAAAACUUUGAUGUUAAUCUACACUUUUAACUCAGUUGAAGAGUACACACUGGAGAGCAGCCAUAUCAAUGCUCAGUCUUUGGGAAAUGCUUCAAGCAGAGUUCAGUGUGCAGUGCGCAUAUGAGAAUCCAUUCAGGAGUGGAUUGAAAAUAAAAUCCUGAAAAAUUGUUCAAGGAUUACGGCGCAUUCCAGCUCUGUCUUUGUAUCUUGACACGUUUGGUAGUGUGUAUGUUGCAGAAGAGGCAGCAAGCCAUGGUUUCAUAAGAAUAUAAGAAGACCCUUGCUAGAGAUCAGAGCCGUGGUCCACCUAGUCUCACAUACUGUUUCACAAAGCAGCCAACCAGUUUCUCGGGAGGGCCAACAAAGGCAUAGAGGUUGAGGCCUCCUGUUGUUGUUUCCUGGCUCUGGGAUUCAGAGGUUGACUGAAUCAUUAUGUUUUAUAGCCCCCUAUCCUCCAGGAAUCUCUCUAAUCCCUUUUUAAACUAUCUGUGCCUGAGGCCCUCACUAUGUCCCCUGGCAAUUUUAAUCUACACUUUAAUUACUCGUGCAAUAAAGUAUUUCUCUUCGUUUGUCC
Messenger RNA from Heteronotia binoei (common prickly gecko), 5146 nucleotides. RefSeq lists its product as uncharacterized. Lineage: Eukaryota; Metazoa; Chordata; Lepidosauria; Squamata; Gekkonidae. Gene Ontology annotation, biological process: regulation of transcription by RNA polymerase II. Gene Ontology annotation, molecular function: RNA polymerase II cis-regulatory region sequence-specific DNA binding; DNA-binding transcription factor activity, RNA polymerase II-specific. The record is from RefSeq and is a predicted model, not a curated record. The coding region runs from base 172 to 4491 and encodes 1439 amino acids. The transcript is spliced from 11 exons.